UUUUUAUUACUACAACCAUUUCCCCGUGGAGAACUGUUUUACGCCCGAGACAGCAGGAGGACAAAGAGAGGAGGGAACGAGGGCGACCAAUAAAUUCCUCUUCUUUUCCCCCACAUUUUCCCUGCCCCUGGGAUCUCUCUCGCCUCCGAUCGAUUAGCGGGCGCCCCCUUGUUCCUGGCUUCCCCGAUCGAUUCUGCGGGGAGCCAGAAAUAAUUUUUGUUCCCCUUCUCGCCGCGCCGCGUUCCUGAUUCGUUUGCGAGGAGGAGCCACCAUGAGCGCCGGAGCCGGAACCGGGACGUUCCUCGAGAUCCAGCCCUCGGAGCUCGCAUUCCCCUUUGAAUUAUUGAAGCAGAGCUCAUGCUCUAUGCAACUCACCAAUAAGACUGACCAUUAUGUAGCAUUCAAGGUCAAAACAACAAACCCGAAGCAGUAUUGUGUGCGCCCUAAUAUUGGCGUUGUAUUACCUGGAUCGACUUGUGAUGUCACGGUGACAAUGCAAGCACCGGCUAUGGCACCUCCUGACCUGCAGUGCAAGGACAAGUUCCUAGUUCAAAGUGUUGCGGCUGAGAAUGGUGCAGCAACUCAGGAUAUUACUGCAGCAAUGUUCAAUAAGGAGCCAGGGAAGGUUAUUGAUGAAUGCAAGCUGCGUGUACUUUAUGUGCUAACAACUGCACCUGGCUCGAACCCAGAAGAAUCUGAACUAGGGAGUUCUUCUCGGUCAUUUACACAAGAAAAUGGGACCCCUAAUUCCACAUUGCUACCAUCUAGAUCAUUUGGUGAGACAGGAAAGGAGAAGUCCUCAGAGGCAACAACCAUGAUCUCCAAGCUAACUGAGGAGAAAAUGUCUGCUAUUCAGCAAAACCAGAAGUUGCGACAAGAGCUGGAUCUUCUACGGAAAGAGAGCAGCAAGAGCAACGGCGGUUUCUCGCUCACCUUCAUGAUCGUCGUGGGCCUUCUCGGCAUCGUGGUCGGCUUCAUCCUCAAGAAGACAUAGAAGAGGUAGUCCCCCCCUACAAAGUUAUACCUCGCAGGAAAAGGAUACCCGCGUAUGGGUAUCCCCCCUUCUCAUCCCUUGUGUUUUCCCCCUCCUAAAAGGAGUGCCUGUUCUAACUUGUAACAGCAGCCCGUCUAGAAGGUUUGGUUUGGGUGUGUGUGUGUACAUUACAUGGUGGUUUAUUGCGAUUUUUAAUUUUAUUUUUACAUCGAGUAGACUCGGUUUUAAUUCUUAACAGCCGCAACUUACGUCACAUGCACCAUAACCUUUAUUCAUUCUGAUCUUCCUUCGUCUCCA
Messenger RNA from Brachypodium distachyon (stiff brome), 1291 nucleotides. RefSeq names its product vesicle-associated protein 1-3. Bases 272 to 994 code for a protein of 240 amino acids. The record is from RefSeq and is a predicted model, not a curated record. NCBI's taxonomy places the organism in Eukaryota, Viridiplantae, Streptophyta, Magnoliopsida, Poales, Poaceae. Gene Ontology annotation, biological process: endoplasmic reticulum membrane organization. Gene Ontology annotation, cellular component: endoplasmic reticulum membrane; plasma membrane. The transcript is spliced from 7 exons.